CGCUCCGUCGACAGGGUGGAGUAGCCGCCUGCUAAGCCGACGGGCCGACAAGCCGAGCGAGGCGUGAGAGCAGCGGCGGGGCGGGUAGGCUGAGCUAGAGAGGUAUGCGUUUUCAGGAAUCGCCCCCCGCUUAAGAGUUCGCCCGCCUCGGUGUAACGUCGGCGAUCGCGGCGACAGAUUUCGUCUUAUGGCGGGUUUGUCGUAUUUGGUUUUCCGGUUCUCGGGCUCCGCCGGUCGGACCUAUGGGGUGUUCUCCAAGGGAUUGACGAGGACUCUGUUGAUAUUUUUUGAUCUGGCGUGGCGGCUGCGAAUCCGAUUCCCCUACAUCUACCUCAUCGCCUCGAUGAUGUUCAACGUGAGGUUACAGGUCCAUAUUGAAAUCCACUGAGUCUACAGCGUCUUGUCAUGAGUUUGCAGCCCUCUUAUAAAGACAUCAAGCUGACAAUGCAUAACAGUGUGGAGAAAGGGGACACUCGUUCCACUUAUUGGUACAACAAUGCACAAUGUGACACGGAUGGAGUCCUUCUCAGCUGCUGUCACAGAAGCACAGUGCCUUUGUGGGGGAAGGGACACCAGUAAAGUCCUCAAAAACCUAUGCUGGGGUAAGUAGUGAUCUGUGAGGGAGUGGAAAAUGCUCCCCAAGAUAGCAGUCUUAACUUGCCGCCAGAGACUGUAUGGACACUUCUCCAGAUGAUGGGAAAUGUGAUGGAUGAACAGUGGAAUUUCAGACUGCCUUUUUUUUGUCAAGAUAACGAGGACUGGGUAAUAAAUGACUGCUGGAAUAGGCUCCAGCAUCCUGCGACCCGAAUUUGGAUAAGCGGCUUGGGUAAUGGAAUGGUAAUAAACUUGAAGUGAAGAUAAAGUGAAUGUCACUUUGGAGCGGUCCAGCUACUAUGUAUUGCCAGAGUUUCACACAUGUUCAUUAGGCCACCUUGUAAGCAUCUCAAAGACAAACUGGAACUAUGUCAAGCUGCUCCUGUUUUAAACCUAAUCAUCUGCACUGCGUGACACAAACCUGCAUGGUUUCUGUCCUCGGUGGUUUGUCUACUUCAUCUGAGACCAUUGUAGAGGUGGUUUUCAGGAAUGGGUGUACAGGGGGCAGGGUAAAUGGAAUGUUAAUUGUGCAAAAAUGGGAAUGGUCUCCUGGCUUUAGCAUGUAUUAACAAUAACCGUGGUUGUUUGUAUAGUACAUUACAAUUGCCCUUAUGAAAUUUCCACCGAUAUUUUACUGGAAUUUUGCAGUUUAAGAAGCUUGUGCCCACUUGUCAAGUUUGUGUUGUGCAGCCACUACAUGAAUCACUGCACGCCCACCUCAUGUCCUCACGCGGGUUGGUCACCGUUUGGUGCAAGAGCAUAUCGACGUUACUGGACUGGUUGCAUUGGAGAAGUGUUACUCUGAAAACUUUUUUUUUUUUUUGCAAUGCUUCCCAUGUUUUAAAUGAAUAUGGGGGAUUUGUCAACUUGUGAAUUUACCACAGUAAGGUUUAGGUUAAUUUAAUGAAAAAAAAUAAAU
Messenger RNA from Lampris incognitus (smalleye Pacific opah), 1513 nucleotides. Its product is annotated as small integral membrane protein 10-like protein 2A. The transcript has 2 exons. Bases 188 to 388 code for a protein of 66 amino acids. Lineage: Eukaryota; Metazoa; Chordata; Actinopteri; Lampriformes; Lampridae. The record is from RefSeq and is a predicted model, not a curated record.